AUGUCCGCGCCUUCUUCCUCCUUCCCAUCGGGCAGCCAGCCACCUCCGAACCAUGGCGGGGGCGUCACUCCUGACCCGUCACGCGUCCACCUCGGCCGCAAUGCCGGCAAAUUGGACCCCAUUGAGCACCCGCCUCUCCCCGUUGCCCAAGUUGGCGCUGCCAACCGGGCGGCCCAGCUGCGUGGCAUCGCGCUGGGCCUCGGCGGUGGUGUUCUCUCCGCCUUCAUCAGCCGACGGGCCCUAAACCUGUCCAAGAACGCAAGCUAUCUCUCGGGUCUACUGGCCGGAACGGGCGUCGCGUAUAUCACAGCGAGGCAGCAGCUCGAGCACAAUCUGGGGGUCGUCGAGAGCACCGAGAAAGGAUUGAGGGGGACGUUGCGCCCAACUGGGGCAUCAUCAGGAGAACCAGCCAGCGCACAUGCUACGGAUAGCGAUAUGCUCAAGUAUGAUUUGCAGGCGGCCAACGCACAGGCGCACGAAGGAGGCGUUGGUGGGCUGCACGAGUUCAGGGACAAGUACGCUUCCACAAGGGGUGACCACUGA
This is a messenger RNA of Kalmanozyma brasiliensis GHG001, 543 nucleotides long. RefSeq lists its product as uncharacterized. NCBI's taxonomy places the organism in Eukaryota, Fungi, Basidiomycota, Ustilaginomycetes, Ustilaginales. The coding region runs from base 1 to 543 and encodes 180 amino acids. The transcript has a single exon. The record is from RefSeq and is a predicted model, not a curated record.